Wickerhamiella sorbophila is the source of this 411-nucleotide messenger RNA. RefSeq names its product Mitochondrial intermembrane space cysteine motif-containing protein MIX17. Gene Ontology annotation, biological process: mitochondrion organization. The coding region runs from base 1 to 411 and encodes 136 amino acids. The transcript has a single exon. Gene Ontology annotation, cellular component: mitochondrion; nucleus. The record is from RefSeq and is a predicted model, not a curated record. Lineage: Eukaryota; Fungi; Ascomycota; Dipodascomycetes; Dipodascales; Trichomonascaceae.
AUGCCUCGUUCUCGUGGUCGUUCCGCCCCCGCUCCCCGCCAACAAACCCGCUCCAACCACACCAUGGCUGCGCCUGCUCCUCACCAGGCUGCUCCCCAGCACGUCCCUGUCCAGCAGCAGCGCCAGCCCGGUAUGUUCGCCCAGAUGGCCUCUACUGCCGCCGGUGUUGCCGUCGGUUCUGCCGUCGGACACACUCUGGCCAACGGUGUUUCCAGCAUGUUUGGUUCCUCUGCUCCCGCCGAGGCUCCUGCUCAACAACAGUACGCUCCUCCCGCCGAGCAGCAGGGCAAGUGCGAGAUUGAUGCUCGCAACUUGACCCAGUGCAUGGAUCAGAACAAUGGUGACAUGCGUGUCUGCCAAUGGUACAUGGAUCAGCUCAAGGCAUGCCUGGGUACUUCCAGCUCCUACUAA